AUGUUAUUUCAAGACGGAUCAUUGUUUGAGCAAGUGUUAAUUCUGCAAUUACUAGCUGCUCAUGUUAACUCGCUUAUCGUAACCACAAUUGACAGUGUAUUGUCUAACUGCCCUUUCUACAUUUCACUUGCAUCUUCCAAACCUCAAACGAAGGUCAAAAGUUUCAAGUACAGAAUUCCUGCACUGAAAGCUGAGCCAUUGGUUUAUCAGUUUCCAUUGAUCCUCUCAAUUAGUUCAAGGUUGUACGGGAAUGGUCACCGUAAGAAUUGGUACGUCCAAAAACAAUUGGGCUAUAGGGAACAUUUGGCUUUGAGGUUGAAUAUGCAAAUCAACCCUAACUAA
Molecule: messenger RNA, 342 nt
Organism: Komagataella phaffii GS115
Lineage: Eukaryota; Fungi; Ascomycota; Pichiomycetes; Pichiales; Pichiaceae
Exons: 1
Coding region: 1-342 (113 amino acids)
Source: RefSeq, a predicted model, not a curated record